This is a messenger RNA of Letharia columbiana, 318 nucleotides long. RefSeq lists its product as uncharacterized. The transcript has a single exon. Lineage: Eukaryota; Fungi; Ascomycota; Lecanoromycetes; Lecanorales; Parmeliaceae. Bases 1 to 318 code for a protein of 105 amino acids. The record is from RefSeq and is a predicted model, not a curated record.
AUGGUAGGCAAGAUCCCAAAGUCGGUGCUAUUGGGAGAAGGGCACCCUUCUACUGGCAAUGAAAUGGUGUUGUACAGCGUACCAUCGUCUCUGUCGGUACCUGAAGAGCAGGAUAAGGUCAGGAAGGCUAUCAUCGAGAGUAGAGCGAGGGCGAGGAAGAAGCAGUUGCAUGGUGCUGAGGCUGAGGCGGCUCCUCCAAGACAUGUCGAUAUAUGUGACAGGAAUGGGAAGCCGAAUGGGCUGAGCAACAUGGGACAUGUUACUGCGGAUCAGGUCAUGGGUAUUGAAGAGGAUGAAGACGCUAUGGAUCUUGGAUAA